UCUCGCGAGAGCUGAAGUAUCACGUGAAGGUGCCGGUGGACCCCCGAGAGGCUAUCGUCCUGCCACAGUCGCAUCAGCCGCGCGAGGGGGGCGCAAAGUUCUUGGGAGUGUGGCAGCCCCGCGGUCUCCAGCGAGCGCCUCUGUCUAUGUGCCCUCCUCCGCAGGAACCAUGUUCCUCACUGCUCUUCUCUGCCGCAAUCGCAUUCCUGGAAGUCAGUGGAUCGGGAAGCACCGGCGACCGCGGAGGGUGUCUUUGUUGUCGAAGCAGAACAUGAUCCGUCGCCUGGAGAUCGAGGCGGAGAACCACUACUGGUUGAGCAUGCCUUACAUGACCGCGGAGCAGGAGUACCGCCACGCCAGCGUGCGCAGGGCACAGGCUUUCGAGGCCAUCAAGUCGGCCAGCACUUCCAAGUUCCCCCAGCAUAGAUUUGUUGCUGACCAGCUCAACCAUCUCAAUGUCACCAAGAGAUGGUCCUAACCCUGAGCCAUCACAUUAAGAUUUUACAGAUAACUGGACUGCCCUGUCUUCUCCUGGUCCUGGAACUAAAAACAAACAGCAGCAACAACAACAAACAACUUGUAGUUUCUAUUAAAAUAUGAACCUUUGGGCCAGAAUCUUAUUAAAACAAACAUGAGUUUAGUGGUCUUGGCUUAUAAAUUAUCUGGGGCUCAAAACGCCUUAAUAUCUAAAAGCGUAAUCACUGACCUAAUGUGUUUUGUUUCUUUAACCUGACAGGGAGAUAUCAGGGAUUUCCUGAGUCAUUAAUGAUACAAACUAUUUUACCUGAAAGCUGUAAUAAAAUUACAAACUAUGA
Sciurus carolinensis (gray squirrel) is the source of this 815-nucleotide messenger RNA. It is a transcript of the gene Mrpl57, whose product is annotated as mitochondrial ribosomal protein L57. Bases 170 to 478 code for a protein of 102 amino acids. Gene Ontology annotation, cellular component: mitochondrial ribosome. NCBI's taxonomy places the organism in Eukaryota, Metazoa, Chordata, Mammalia, Rodentia, Sciuridae. Gene Ontology annotation, molecular function: structural constituent of ribosome. The transcript has 2 exons. The record is from RefSeq and is a predicted model, not a curated record. Gene Ontology annotation, biological process: mitochondrial translation.